CUCCCUUCUCACGUUUACUCCUCCCUCACUUUCACCUCUCACUACCUCCAGUACUCUGAUCCUUUACUGCUGGAAAAGUACUGAUAUCACGCAGUAAAAAUACUCUGUUACAGUAAAAAUACUAAUACCACACUGUAACAACGAUGACAACAAGUCACAAAACAACUUCAAAGAGACUCAAAGUCUGAAUGAACACCGAGGUCAAAAACAAGAAAAACGUUUGUUCUUCAGACCGAACAUGUUUUGUUGACACUUGAACAGAAUAAUGAACUCACAAUGAACACAGAAACAGUUUAUGAAAGUAGUUUUAUUGUAUAAAACACACAUCUCCUGCUCAUCGACCCCUAAGGGUCCAGGUGAGGGCGGAUCCAUGAGUGCAGGUGAGACAGUAUCAUCUCCUCUAAUCUCUUUAUCCUCAUCAGGUCGACUCUGCUGCUCCAAACACUCCGUCACUGGUCACAUCCCUCCAUUUUAUCCUCCUUUCUCUCCAAACUUCACCGGAUUUAACGAGGUCAGCCUUGCGUUGUGGUGGGGGGGGGUACUCCUCUGUUUCCAUGGCGAUGAGUUUGAUUGGCGGUUGGUGGAUCUAGGCCACGAAAACCCAGAGCGACAGAUUAUCAGCUGUCAGGAAGUCAGAGGACAGACCUUCAUGGCCAAAGUGGCUCCAUCAGUCCCGACCCCCAUCUCCAGGUUGACUCCGCCCACCAUCGUUCUACAGGACAUGGAGGAGGAGCCAGGUGAGAGAGCAAAUCAAAGAGCCGGACCUGGAGUUCUGUUCAACAUCAACAACAGCAACAACAACGAAGAAGAGGAGGAGAAGAAGAAAAAGAAGAAAGAGAAGAAAGAGAGAAAAGAGAAAAAGGAGAAGGAGAAGCAGGAGAAAAAGGAGAGGAAGGAGAAAAAACAGAAGGAGAAAGAAGAGAAGGAGAAGGAGAAGAAGGCCAAAGAGGAGGCUCCUCAGGAGAUCGCAGUGAUUGAUCCGGCAGGUAACACCUACUACCGCUGGCUGGCUGUUAUCACCGUCCCCGUCAUGUACAACUGGACCCUGAUCAUAGCCAGGGCGUGUUUCGAGGAGCUACAGACUGACUAUUUGGUACUGUGGUUCCUUGUGGACCUUGUAUGCGACCUCACUUACAUCGCAGACAUGAUCUUCAGAACAAGGACCGGUUACUUGGAGCAGGGUCUGCUGGUGAAGGACGAGCAGAAGUUGCGUGAGCGCUACAUGAACAGCGUCCAGUUCAAAAUGGACCUGGUCUCCAUGAUUCCCACCGACGUGCUGUACCUCAUUCUUGGCAUCAAAUACCCCGAAAUCCGCCUCAACAAGCUGUUCAGGUUCAACAGGAUGCUGGAGUUCUUCCAGAGGACGGAGACCAGGACUAACUACCCCAACGCUCUCCGCAUCUUCAACCUUGUCAUGUACAUCGUCAUCAUCAUCCACUGGAACGCCUGCCUCUACUACUCCUUCUCCAAGGCUAUCGGUUUCGGUGCUGACAGGUUUGUGUAUCCCGACCCGGCAGAUCCAGAGUUUGGUCGUCUGGUGAGGAAGUACGCCUACAGUAUGUACUGGUCCACACUGACUCUCACAACCAUUGGAGAGACUCCGCCCCCCGUGGAGAACUCAGAGUACUUCUUCGUUGUCACUGACUUCCUGGUCGGUGUGUUGAUCUUUGCCACCAUCGUCGGUAACGUCGGUUCGAUGAUCACCAACAUGAACGCUGCCAGAGCUAACUUCCAGGCUCGCAUCGACGCCAUCAAACAGUACAUGACCUUCCGAAAGGUAACGAAGGACCUGGAGAAGCGAGUGAUCAAGUGGUUCGACUUCCUGUGGACCAAUAAGAAAGCAGUGGAUGAAAGGGAGGUGUUGAAGUACCUGCCGGACAAACUGAGAGCCGAGAUCGCCAUCAACGUCCACCUGGACACCCUGAAGAAGGUUCGUAUCUUUGCGGACUGCGAGGCCGGUCUGCUGGUGGAGCUGGUGCUGAAGCUGCAGCCCCAGGUCUACAGUCCGGGAGACUACAUCUGUAAGAAGGGCGACAUCGGCAGAGAGAUGUACAUCAUCAAGGAGGGGAAACUGGCCGUCGUUGCCGACGACGGGAUCAAACAGUUCGUCGUCCUGAGUGACGGGAGCUACUUUGGUGAGAUCAGCAUCCUGGCGAUUAAAGGCAGCAGGGCGGGAAACAGGAGGACGGCCAACAUCAGGAGCAUCGGUUACUCCGACCUCUUCUGCCUCUCCAAAGACGACCUGAUGGAGGCGCUGACGGAGUACCCUGACGCUAAAGCUCUGCUGGAGGAGAAGGGAAGGCAGAUCCUGAUGAAGGACGGACUGCUGGACCUGGAGCUGGCUGCGCAGGGCCCCGACCCCAAAGAGAUCGAGGAGAAGGUGGACCGGAUGGCGAGCACGCUGGACGUCCUGCAGACGCGCUACGCUCGGCUGCUGGCGGAGCGCGAAGCCACGCACAGCAAACUCAAGCACCGGGUCAACCGGCUGGAGAAGAAGCUGGCUCCGCCCCCUCCGGGUGAAGCCCCGUCCCCUCCGACACCAGAGACAUAGACGACUAGAGAAGAAGAAGAAGAAGAAGAUUUGUCUGCAUGUAAAAGAAACUGCUGAGUCAGCGGAGACCAAGAGGACGAUCGAAUAACAAGAAAAAUGUUAUUUAUGUUUCUAGUAAAUAUUUGACAUCUUUGUGAUUAUAAUGUAUAAUAAUAUAUUAAAUAUUUAGCGCCA
Messenger RNA from Anarrhichthys ocellatus (wolf-eel), 2725 nucleotides. It is a transcript of the gene cnga1b, whose product is annotated as cyclic nucleotide gated channel subunit alpha 1b. Gene Ontology annotation, cellular component: intracellular cyclic nucleotide activated cation channel complex; plasma membrane. NCBI's taxonomy places the organism in Eukaryota, Metazoa, Chordata, Actinopteri, Perciformes, Anarhichadidae. Bases 296 to 2551 code for a protein of 751 amino acids. Gene Ontology annotation, molecular function: protein-containing complex binding; cGMP binding; intracellularly cGMP-activated cation channel activity. The record is from RefSeq and is a predicted model, not a curated record. Gene Ontology annotation, biological process: monoatomic cation transmembrane transport. The transcript has 15 exons.